This is a messenger RNA of Coccidioides immitis RS, 882 nucleotides long. RefSeq names its product cell surface protein Mas1. The transcript has 6 exons. The record is from RefSeq and is a predicted model, not a curated record. Bases 1 to 882 code for a protein of 293 amino acids. NCBI's taxonomy places the organism in Eukaryota, Fungi, Ascomycota, Eurotiomycetes, Onygenales, Onygenaceae.
AUGAAGUUCUCCAAUAUUGUUGCUCUUUCAGCUUUGGUAGCUGGCAGCCAGGUUGCUGCUCAUGGCACUAUCACCCUCAUCAAGGGCGCCAAUGGUGUCAACAUGCCCGGCCUGACAGUGGUCGACGGGACACCACGCGGGUGUGCUUCUGCGGCCUGCGGUGCGCAGAAGGACACUGCGAUCAUCCGACCCGGUGAGAUGGGAUCUAGAGCAUCUGCGCUUGGCCGUACUAGCUACGGUGCUGUAGACCCGAGAAACGUAAUGAAUGCAUUUAUGGGCAGCAACUCCAAGCGCAGACACGCUCGUGAGUUUCUAAACGCUCGCCAAUUAUUGAAUGAAGCAGCGUCUGCGAUCACAGGCCCGGCUGGCGCAGUACUCAAUGGCAUUCAAGAUCUCGUUCAGGCGACCCCGCUGGGACCAAUCGUGGACAAUAUCCAAAACGUUGGGAACGCCCUUGGAGGAGCAGUUCCGGGUAUGGCCUCCGGAUCUGUAACUCCGAGAGGAACGAUGGAGACUGGAGUCCAACAACAUUCCGGUAUGGGCCAGUCUGGGGGACUGCCUACAGUAUCUUCUGACGGAAUGAUCACGAUGAUUUACCAUCAGGUGAACCAAGAUGGAGCCGGUCCCCUCGUAGCCGAGAUCGACCCAUCAUCCGGCGGCCAGGACCCCAGCGCUUUCCAGAAAGCCAAGGUUGUUGAGAACGUCCCAGGAGUGGCUGGAUUCUCCACAAGCUCUAAUUCUGACUUCGAGAUCAAGGUCAAGAUGCCCGAAGGGAUGAAGUGUGCGGGAACCAUUGGAUCUGCGAAGAAUGUCUGUGUUGCGCGGGUUCGCAAUACUGCCAUCUCUGGUCCUUUUGGUGGCGCUGCUGCUUUCACACAGUAG